AAAAGCUUUUUUUUUUUUUUUUUUUUUUUCACAUAAUUUUCGUACCAACUUUUGAUAAUAAGUUUUUGAUUUUGGCAUUCAAAUCCUCUGGAAAAUUGAUGUUUCACAGCUGACACGUUUAUAUUAUUACUAUAAUUUUUUUUAUUUUUUUUUAUUUAAAUUUUUCUCUCACAGCCGCAAAUUGCUGCAUGUGUUGAUUUUUUUAUUCGAUUCGAUUGUCCAAUUGGCGGAAAUUCUCAGUUGAAUUCGCCGGAAUUCUGAUUGCUGAAUCUGAAUCUAAGUGGUUUGUUUUUUUGGGGGUUUUUUUGAAUUUAAUUUUGUUUGAUUAAUUGAGUAGGUAAAUGGCACCGGACUCGGCGCCGGAACCCGACCCGGACGAUUCCGACUCCGAACCCGAGUUCGUCGAGGUUGAUCCCUCCGGUCGCUAUGGAAGGUAUAAGGAGAUAUUAGGUAAAGGAGCUUUCAAGAAAGUAUAUCGAGCGUUUGAUGAACGUGAAGGAAUUGAGGUGGCUUGGAAUCAGGUUAAAGUUGCUGAUCUCUUGCGAAACGCAGUGGAUUUAGAGCGAUUGUAUUCCGAGGUUCACUUGCUAAAAACCCUUAAACACAAAAAUAUUAUCAAAUUCUACAACUCGUGGGUUGAUACGAAGAACGAGCAUAUCAACUUCAUCACCGAAAUUUUCACAUCCGGGAAUCUGCGACAGUAUCGAAAGAAACACAAGCAUGUUGAUGUGAGGGCUUUGAAGAAAUGGUCUAAACAAAUACUAGAGGGGCUUUUGUAUCUACACAGUCACGACCCACCAGUUAUUCAUCGUGAUGUGAAAUGUGAUAAUAUAUUUGUUAAUGGGAAUCAAGGGGAGGUGAAAAUCGGUGAUUUGGGACUUGCUGCUAUACUUCAGCAGGCUCGUUCGGCUCAUAGUGUUAUAGGCACACCUGAAUUUAUGGCACCGGAGCUUUAUGAAGAGGAGUAUAAUGAACUUGUUGAUAUAUACGCCUUUGGUAUGUGCUUGCUGGAGCUAGUCACCCUUGAGUAUCCGUAUAUUGAAUGUGCAAACGCUGCUCAGAUAUAUAAGAAAGUGACGAAUGGAAUCAAGCCUGCGUCAUUAGAAAAAGUGAAGGAUCCUGGAGUUCGGAAAUUUAUAGAGAAAUGCAUAUCGAGAGUCUCUAAUCGAUUAUCGGCCAAAGAACUAUUAAUGGACCCAUUUCUACAACCAGAUGAAGAUUCGGGGAGUAUAGGUCGUUCGCUACUGCCACAGUCCUCAAAUGCAAAUGCAAAUGCAGAUGAUAAUGGCAAACAACAUGAUACCGGAAAAGACACCGUGUUUGAAGGAAGUCGGGAUUUCAUGUUACAGGGCCAAAGGAAAGACCAGAACACAAUAUUUCUGAAGCUUCGUAUAGCAGAUUCAUCAGGCCAUGUUCGAAACAUCCACUUCCCAUUCGAUAUCGAGGUGGACACUUCGACCGAUGUUGCUAGUGAAAUGGUCGAAGAGCUGGAUUUGACGGACCACGAUGUGACCGUUAUUGCUUCAAUGAUAGAUUCUGAAAUUAGAUCCCAUAUCCCCGAUUGGGCACCGAAAGAUUCCUCAAGCAACAACAACAACACUAUUGCUGGUCGAGCAAUUCUUGAAAGUGUUUGCGUUUCCCCCACAAAAGAAGAUUCUUCUAAAUUGGACCCGAAUUUGCAAUCACCUGUUAUCAGUCAUAACGAUGAUGAUUCUGAUCACGAAGCCAAUGAUUCAGUAUCGAUCGAAGAAAAUACAGUGCCGAGUGAGAGCGAAACCGACUCACAAGAAAUCGAAACUAUUGUCAAGAAACUCGAGUCUGUGUUCGAUAAGCAGAUGAAGGAGCUAAACGAACUUAAAGAGAAGCAUGAAUUAGCUGUUUUGGAUUUUCUAAAAGAGUUCCCACAGGAGACGCGUCAGAGGGUUCUUAGUACAUGUAACCGGAAGAUGGCUGAAAGUAAAGACCGUUACUAAUAUUAUUUUUUUAAAUCAAUCUUGAUCGAUGAUGUUUGUAGAGAAUUCCGAGUGAUUUUGUUCGUGUUGAAAGUCCGGUUGAAGGGAGAUUGUGUGGAGUUGACGAAGCUUCGUUGAUUAUGGAUCCGGUAAGCGUGAGAUUGUGUUGUUCAAGUAUGGAUAUGAUUUUCUUUUUAUUACACAUUUUUUUUACAUAGUGAAUAGGUUCUUUUGUUUUUCUUUAAAACAGAGAUGUACAGAUUCAUGUUUGUUUUGUUAACACAAUACAGUUUAUUUUAUUUUUGGUUUUUAUAAGCUAAAGUUUUUGUGCCUCAAGAGUGCAUGCAUGGCACGUGCUGCCACAUAGGUUUGGUGUGGAUUUUGGACAUUAAAUUAUUGUAACCAGAAAGGUUUAAAUUGAUUUGAUUUAUAUUAAAAUUUCUUUUGUUUCACAGU
This is a messenger RNA of Erythranthe guttata (spotted monkey flower), 2408 nucleotides long. RefSeq names its product WNK family serine/threonine-protein kinase 3 (gene WNK3). The record is from RefSeq and is a predicted model, not a curated record. Gene Ontology annotation, biological process: protein phosphorylation. NCBI's taxonomy places the organism in Eukaryota, Viridiplantae, Streptophyta, Magnoliopsida, Lamiales, Phrymaceae. Gene Ontology annotation, molecular function: protein serine/threonine kinase activity; ATP binding.